Puccinia triticina is the source of this 375-nucleotide messenger RNA. RefSeq lists its product as uncharacterized. Lineage: Eukaryota; Fungi; Basidiomycota; Pucciniomycetes; Pucciniales; Pucciniaceae. The record is from RefSeq and is a predicted model, not a curated record. The coding region runs from base 1 to 375 and encodes 124 amino acids. The transcript has a single exon.
AUGGUAUCGGGCGUCAAGAUAGCAAGCUUUCGAAUAGAGGAAGAGGAAACUCGAGAGGUCGAGGAUCUGGGGAUAGGUUCGGGCAAGAAAGAAGAAAUUCGGACUACUCGGUCCAUCCGGAUUAUCAUCAAGACGAUGGCUAUAACAAAAGAUAUCGUGACUACUCGGAACAAGACUAUAAUCGACAAGACGAUUUUACUGGAGGCUACAAUCAAGGUGCUCGAGGCGGCUAUGGCCGCAAUCAAGGCUCCAGAUACGGAUCUAAGAAGGAUAAUGACAAAUCAGUCACGAAAGAAAAAGACCCGCAGUAGGCUCUCCCAUUUCUUCAUUGAUGAAUUGCUCAAAGCGCUCAGUGUACGCGGAUACACGAGAUGA